AUGGCGAAACGUGCUUUGCAGUCUGUUUGUGCCAUAUCCCCUCUUGGCCGCAAGAACCGCACGGUCUUCAGUGGUUCGGCAGCGAACCUUCCUGCGGAAACCCCGAUCGAGGAAGAGAGGGUGCCGGGCUACAGAGCGAGACACUAUUUUCCGGUUGAGCCUGGUUACAUUUUCAAUCAGAGAUAUGAAGCAUUGGCAAAACUGGGCUGGGGCACUUCCUCUACCGUCUGGCUUGUCCGAGACCUCCAUCGGUGGAGAUGGCAAUCCGAGCGAUAUCUGACCUUGAAAGUUGGCAAUUGCGACUUUAAAGAUACCAGUGCAGCACGACAUGAGUAUCAAAUUGAACGGCACAUUGCUCACGCCAACCCGCCACACGAAGGCCGCAACUAUCUACGAAGCUUUGUAGAACACUUUGAAGAAAAGAGUCCAAAUGGCACACAUGUGGACAAUAUCCUCGUCGGAUUUGAAGAUCCAGCGGUUAUACAGGACUUUGGCCUUACCCAAUCAGCCAAUCCAAUGCCGCGGAAAGUGCACGAUGGACGUGCCAUAUAUCUCUCUCACAACGACUUUGGUCCUCUCAGGUCUUAUUAUAUCCUUCCUAAACUAACGGAUUUUGGAUUGGCACACAACCAAAAAGAUCCAUCGAUGCUGAAUAGACAUCCGAUUCAACCGGAUGACUAUAGAGCUCCAGAGGUCAUACUGGGUGCUGGGUGGACAUACAGUGUUGACAUCUGGAAUCUAGGAGUUAUGAUGUGGAAUUUACUAGCGCCUCGGGAUCUGUUUACACGGGCCUUUGACGACAACGGUAACUACCAUCCGGAUGCACAUCUUGCAGAGAUGAUUGCAUUACUUGGUCCACCGCCAAAGGGAAUUGUAGACCGAGAAAGGGAGGGCUUGGAAUGGAACUGGAGCCCAGCUGCCCAAAAUGCUCAAGGAAAGCUCUGUACGACUGCAUCGGAGGGGUACGGGGGGCCAUUUUUUGAUGAAGAUGGUAAGAUCCUUAUGUCACUCGCAUUUCAGAAUAUCAUCCCACAAGACGUCAAGAUCGAGGAUACAGUCAAAUGCCUGGAGGGAGAGCAGAAGGAUCAAUUCUUAACAUUUGCACUAAAGAUGCUGCAGUGGCUCCCAGAAAAUAGGAAAGCAGCAAAGGAACUUAUCGAGGAUCCCUGGCUCAGUGAUGAGUCGAUCAGAAGAGGGGGCGUUUGA
Molecule: messenger RNA, 1206 nt
Organism: Aspergillus wentii DTO 134E9
Lineage: Eukaryota; Fungi; Ascomycota; Eurotiomycetes; Eurotiales; Aspergillaceae
Exons: 5
Coding region: 1-1206 (401 amino acids)
Biological process (GO): spliceosomal complex assembly; protein phosphorylation; regulation of mRNA processing
Molecular function (GO): protein kinase activity; ATP binding
Source: RefSeq, a predicted model, not a curated record